AUGAAUUCGGGAAUUCAUACACCACAUGACAUUCAUCCAGUUGUCUCCCAAGUCCAUGUUGACGACAUGGGCAUUGCCAGUAUACUAUCCAAUAAGAAUAUUACCAUCAAUGUCGACCACGUUAUUGACAAUGACGAGGCAAUGUUAUUAGCCAUUGGUUACCGUCAGGAAUUACGUAGAGAAUUCAGUUUAUGGUCUAUUUUCGCUGUUAGUUUCUCAGUGUUGGGGUUACUUCCUUCCAUUGCAGCUUGCUUUGACUAUCAACAGUUGGUUGUUGGUAUGUCUCCGUUACCUUGGCUGAUUGCCAUGAUUUUUAUUACUUCGGUUGCUUAUUCAAUGGCCGAAAUCGCCAGUGCAUUCCCCUGUUCUGCCGGUACUCCUUAUGCGGUAUCACAAUUGGCUCCAAAAAAAUAUUCUUCAUUUUUAACUUGGUUCACAUGUUGGACAAACUGGUCUUGUCAAAUCACUGCGGCCCCUAGUGUGAGUUAUUCUUGUGCCUGUAUGAUGUUGGCUCUUCACUCGUUCACUGAUCCUUCAUUUGUGGCCAGCAAUGCACAAAUAUUUGGUUUGACAACAGGAAUUCAAGUCUUGUGUGCAUUUAUGGCUUGUUUCCCCACUAAAUGGGUCGCCAGAUUCAGUUCUGCCGGAACUGUCUGUAAUAUAGUAUUCUUGGUGAUUGUUUUCGUCAUGAUUCUUGGUGGGAAUAAAAGAGACCAAAUCAACGAAGGGAUCUCUAAAUUCAAUUCAAACUCGACUGCAUGGGGGUUGGAUAAUCAAGCAGAAUGGCCCACUGGGUUGUCAUUUUUGAUCAGUUUUAUGGGGGUCAUUUGGGCAAUGUCAGGUUACGACUCUCCUUUCCAUCUUGCCGAAGAAUGUUCCAAUGCUGCUGUUGCUGCCCCUAGAGCCAUAGUUUUAACAAGUACCGUUGGUGGAUUGAUUGGCUUUAUGUUUAUGAUUGCUAUUGCGUAUACAUUAGUUGAUCUUAAUCAAAUCAGUGCUGACCCUCAAGGUCUUGGACAACCUUUUGUUACCUAUUUAACUCAGAUCAUGGACAAAAACUUGGUUAUUGGUGCCACUGCCUUGACAAUCAUCUCAUCUUUCUUUAUGGCUCAGAAUUGUCUUUUGGCUUCUAGUCGUGUCACAUAUGCUUAUGCCAGAGAUGGGUUAUUCCCAUUGUCUGGAAUCUGGAAAAAAGUGUCACCAAAAACCCAAACACCAAUAAAUGCAGUUCUUAUGAACUUUAUUGUGGAAGAAUUGUUGUUAUUGUUGAUAUUUGGAGGCGAUGUUAGUAUUGGUUCAAUUUUCAGUAUUGGUGCACUUGCUGGGUUCAUCUCAUUCACCAUGCCAACACUUUUGAAAAUUACUUAUGCCCGUAAAACAUUCCAGCCAGGCCCAUGGAAUUUAGGAAAGUUGUCUGAACCAAUUGGUUGGGUUUCAGUGGCCUUUGUUGGCUUGAUGGUUCCAAUCCUUUGCUUCCCUACCGUUAGAGGUGCUGAUUUAACUCCAACAGAAAUGAACUGGACUUGUUUGGUAUAUUUUGGGUUGAUUUUGUUGACAACCAUCUGGUUCGUAGUAGAUGCAAGACGCUGGUACGUUGGUCCACGUAGUAAUAUCUCUGAAGAAGAUAUUGUGUACGGUGAGAAGAUUGAAGAUGAGGGAGAUGAAAUACCUGAUGUUAUUGAUGGCCAAAAGAUUAGUAUCUCGAGUACUGAAAAAAAAUAA
Messenger RNA from Candida dubliniensis CD36, 1722 nucleotides. RefSeq names its product Gpt1p (gene GPT1). Gene Ontology annotation, biological process: transmembrane transport. NCBI's taxonomy places the organism in Eukaryota, Fungi, Ascomycota, Pichiomycetes, Serinales, Debaryomycetaceae. The record is from RefSeq and is a predicted model, not a curated record. Gene Ontology annotation, molecular function: transmembrane transporter activity. The transcript has a single exon. Gene Ontology annotation, cellular component: membrane. Bases 1 to 1722 code for a protein of 573 amino acids.